ACACCACGUUAUAUCGCUUAUGGCAUAAUUGGAAUUUCAAUCUGGGCUACUGCUAUCGCAUUAUCAUUUAAUCACCAACGUGUAAAUAGUAGUUCAGUUAAGGAAAGUUUAUUAAAUGUAAAAAAUCAUCCAAAAGCCAUUCAAUAUUUGGGAAGAAAUAUUAACUUUACAGCACCUCAAUGGUGGCCUUUUCCUUCACAACGGAAAUUUCCAUGGAUUUCAGGGAAUAUUAAUCAAUUGAAAGGAAUUGUAGAUUUUAAAUAUUGGGUAGAAGGAAGUGAUG
Molecule: messenger RNA, 283 nt
Organism: Racocetra fulgida
Lineage: Eukaryota; Fungi; Glomeromycota; Glomeromycetes; Diversisporales; Gigasporaceae
Source: the annotation of a GenBank genome assembly